AUGAGAAAGAAGCAAGGUAUUGCUUAUAAUAAUUUAUUUCUUUCGCUAUAUGAUGAAUCUAAGACGGCUGAAGAACAAAAGAAUGUCUUUUCAGAAUUUCAAAGAGAUUUAAAUGAAUUUGUUUCAUGGUUGGAAGAAGCAGAUAACAUUGCUACUACUCCACCUGGAGAUGAGGAACAGCUAAAAGAAAAGCUUGAACAAGUCAAGUUACUGACAGAAGAGUUACCCCUGCGCCAGGGAAUUCUAAAACAAUUAAAUGAAACAGGAGGAGCAGUACUUGUAAGUGCUCCCAUAAGACCAGAAGAGCAAGAUAAACUUGAAAAGAAGCUCAAACAGACAAAUCUCCAGUGGAUAAAGGUUUCCAGAGCUUUACCUGAGAAACAAGGAGAACUUGAGGUUCACAUAAAAGAUUUUAGGCAGUUUGAAGAGCAGCUAGAUCACCUGCUUCUGUGGCUCUCUCCUAUUCGAAACCAGUUGGAAAUUUAUAACCAACCAAGUCAGCCAGGACCAUUUGACCUGAAGGAAACUGAAGUAACAGUUCAAGCUAAACAACCGGAUGUGGAAAGGCUUUUGUCUAAAGGGCAGCAUUUGUAUAAGGAAAAACCAAGCACUCAGCCAGUGAAGAGGAAGCUAGAAGAUCUGAGGUCUGAGUGGGAAGCUGUAAACCAUUUACUUCGGGAGCUGAGGACAAAGCAGCCUGACCGUGCCCCUGGACUGAGCACUACUGGAGCCUCUGCUAGUCAGACUGUCACUCUAGUGACACAACCUGUGGAUACCAAGGAAACUGUCAUCUCCAAACUAGAAAUGCCAUCUUCUUUGCUGUUGGAGGUACCUGCACUGGCAGACUUCAACCGAGCUUGGACAGAACUUACAGACUGGCUGUCUCUGCUUGAUCGAGUUAUAAAAUCACAGAGGGUGAUGGUGGGUGAUCUGGAAGACAUCAACGAAAUGAUCAUCAAACAGAAGGCAACACUGCAAGAUUUGGAACAGAGACGCCCCCAGUUGGAGGAACUCAUUACUGCUGCCCAGAAUUUGAAAAACAAAACCAGCAAUCAAGAAGCCAGAACAAUCAUUACUGACCGAAUUGAAAGAAUUCAGAUUCAGUGGGAUGAGGUACAAGAACAGCUGCAGAACAGGAGACAACAGUUGAAUGAAAUGUUAAAGGAUUCAACACAAUGGCUAGAAGCUAAGGAAGAAGCUAAACAGGUCAUAGGACAGGCCAGAGGCAAGCUUGACUCAUGGAAAGAAGGUCCUCACACGAUGGAUGCAAUCCAAAAGAAAAUCACAGAAACCAAGGUUAGUGCCAAAUGUAUCUUUUUAAAAAUAAACUACUUGUAG
Molecule: messenger RNA, 1338 nt
Organism: Rattus rattus (black rat)
Lineage: Eukaryota; Metazoa; Chordata; Mammalia; Rodentia; Muridae
Product: dystrophin-like
Exons: 9
Coding region: 1-1338 (445 amino acids)
Biological process (GO): synaptic signaling
Cellular component (GO): plasma membrane
Molecular function (GO): protein binding
Source: RefSeq, a predicted model, not a curated record